AUGAAGAUUAAUAAAGAUAAAAAUCUACUUAAGGAAAAAAUAGUAGCAGGAAGUAAUUGUAACAUUAUUAAUAAUAUUGAUAAUGAUGAUGAUGGGGUGGACAAGAUCAGUCAGCUGCCGGACGAUAUUCUCGUAUCUAUAAUCUCACGGCUGACGGUGGCCGAAGCUGUGUGCACGAGCGUCCUAUCCACACGUUGGCGUGGGCUCCACAAGUACAUCACCCGCCUCGAUUUUCUCCAACCUCCAAACAACUACAAGCAUUUAAAGAUCAAGAAGAGGAGCGUGGCCGCAACAAAAAAGAUAAACACAUGGUCGGACGACGAGACGUGGCCAAUCGAGAGAUGGCUCGAUUUUACGUUUUCCAAAAAAUUUGUCCGAACCGUCCACCUACACUUAAAUUCCGUUCACGCAUCGGCUCGUUUUCCCAUUCCUCCUUGUAUUUUUGAAAGAAACUUACCGGCCUUCGAAUCCCUAAAAGAAUUAUCUCUACAAGGCGUUGAUUUCGACGACGAGGGAUUGAGGCUACUGCUUUCGAAUUCCGUCGCUCUCGAGCGCCUCUCGAUUUCGCGUAACGAUGCAUUAAGCGACGUGCGUAUAUCUGGCGAUUUGGCGCCAAAGUUGAAGCACUUGAGCAUAAGUACGUGUUGGAGUAUCAAAACCAUGGAGAUUAGAGACAUGACGAACCUCGAAUCUAUGAGGUUUGAUGAAUUUCCGCAUUAUUGUCUCCUCGUGAUAGAAAAUGUGCCGAGGCUUGUUGAGUUGGACACUAAUUGUGUCGAGAUCGGAACUGAAAUCCUCUCGCGCGGCAAUAUAAUUAGUGAGAAAUUGGCGAAGGUUAAACAUGUGGAGUUGGAAUGUCAUCUGUUCAGGAAAACUAUUGACUUCCAGGAACUCGUUCGUUUCAUCGACGCGUGUCCGUGCUUGCAGAGACUCGAGAUUAAGUUUACGGCAACAAGCUUUCACGAACGAUAUUAUCGUAUGAAGGUGGUGAACAAGGCCUCAAAUGAUGAUCAUCCGAAAACGGUGAAACUGUCGGGACUCGAAGCGUCUCCGAACGAAGUCGAACUCGGGGUGCUCGUUGUUGGAAAAGCUACGGCACUUGAAGAGCUUAUCGUGGAAAUUAGCCCCGACAAAAGCUACACAAGCCGAGAAAGGACGAUAGCUCGUGUGCGGAAAGAAUUUCAACCAAUGCUACAAGAUUCGGUUAAUUUUAUUGUUGUCUAG
Messenger RNA from Erythranthe guttata (spotted monkey flower), 1224 nucleotides. The record is from RefSeq and is a predicted model, not a curated record. Lineage: Eukaryota; Viridiplantae; Streptophyta; Magnoliopsida; Lamiales; Phrymaceae.